CAGGAUUUCGGAUACAAGAAGUUCGGAUCGUUUGUUCCAGCGGUCUCUUAACGCGGGAAAACGGUAGAUGACAGCUCCAAGUGGUAAACUUACCUGGUGAAUCACCCGUUCUCUGAGGACAACGGAAUGUCGUCGCAAGUCAAUUCUACAGAAGGCUCCAAGAUGCAGAACGCGGUGGUGGUGCGGGGAGCCUGCAAGCAAUACGGUCGCGGCUCUCAGAGCCAUCUGGUGUUGGACAACCUCAACAUGACUGUAGCCGUCGGAUCCAUCUACGGCCUGCUGGGCGCCAGCGGCUGCGGCAAGACGACGCUGCUGAGCUGCAUCGUGGGCCGGCGGACCUUCAACUCCGGCGUGCUGCGGGUCCUCGGUUCAACGCCCGGGAGCGCCGGCAGCGGCGUGCCGGGUCCGCGUGUCGGAUACAUGCCACAGGAGAUAGCGCUGCCAGGCGAGCUGACGGUGGAUGAGGUGCUGUGGUACUUCGGGUGGAUCUUCUGCAUGGAGAACGACGCCAUCACUGAGCGGGCAGUCUUCCUGUCGCGGCUGCUGGAGCUGCCUCCAGGGGACCGACUCGUCAAAAACCUCAGCGGCGGGCAGCAACGGCGAGUGUCGUUCGCGGCGGCGCUGGUGCACAACCCAGAGCUGCUCAUCCUGGACGAGCCCACAGUCGGCCUGGACCCCCUGCUCCGGCAGAGUAUUUGGGAUCACCUGGUGGAGAUAACAGCCGCCAAGAAAGUGACCAUAAUUAUAACAACCCACUACAUCGAUGAGGCACGCCAGGCUCACAGAAUAGGGCUGAUGCGGCAGGGCCGGCUGCUGGCAGAGGCGCCACCCGACACGCUGCUCACGCGCCAUGGCUGCUCCACACUGGAGGACGUCUUCCUGCUGCUCAGCAUGCAGCAGGAGACCUCACGGGAAGUCCGGCAACUGGAAAAUGAUGUAAAUGACACAACCAGCAUCGACAACUAUAAUAUCGAUGGCUCCAAGGAAACAUUGGCAUUAGGCAGUACAACUGAGCUUGUACAAGAACCAGUCAAGAAGAAGGAGCCUCCUACUAAGGCAUUGCGUUCAUCAAUUUUGAGAAUGAAGGCUCUCAUAUAUAAGAAUCUUUUACUUGUUCUUAGAAAUCCUGGGUGGGUGCUGUUUAUUGUGGUAUUUCCAGUCUUGCAGAUUUCACUCUUCUUCUUAGCUGUGGGAAGAGAUCCAAAAGGUUUAACAGUGGUUGUAGUGAAUGAGGAACUUGGUAAUUUAACGAGCUGUGAAAAAAUGGAACCUUGGACAGCUCAUAUGAAUGAUGAUUAUAUUUGUGAAUUAUCUCAUAUCAGCUGUCUGUUUGUACAGAGAAUUGACAACACUCUUGCAACAAAAAAAUAUUACCGGGACCUUGACAGUGCUUUGCAGCUAGUGAGAGAUGGGUCAGCUAUUGCAGUGUUAUAUUUUUCCCCAACUUUCAGCAAAGACUUGGAAACAAGGCAGUAUGUGGGAAGAUCAGCAUCAGAUGAGAUUCUCAACAGCAGUUCAGUGGCUGUCUACAUGGACAUGUCUGAUCGGAUAAAAGGUGUUCACUUUCAAGGAGAGCUCUAUUCUGUUUAUCAAGAAGUUGCCAAAGAUAUUGCUGGUAGAUGUGAAAUCAGUUACAGACAUGUCACGCUGCCCAUGCAUUUCAACAAGCCUGUACAUGGUUCCAAAGAUCUAACAUAUGCAGGAUUUCUUGCUCCUGGGAUUAUGUACUCGAUGAUUUAUUUCCUUGCUACAAUUCUGACGUGCACUGUCCUCAUCGCAGAACAGAUAGAAGGAGUCUGGGAUCGAAACCUGGUGUCAGGUGUGACAAUGUUGGAGGUACUGCUGUGUCAUCUGCUGUGCUACUCUUUCUGGAUGGCUCUUCAGUUGUUUGAGGUUCUGCUCAUGACAUUCCUAGUGUUUGAUCUCAAUUGUGAUGGAGACUAUGCAACAGUGUCAGCUCUGGCAUUCCUCCAAGGUCUCAGUGGAAUAUGUUAUGGUUUGGUGAUAACAGUUGUCUGCUCAGACCUCACAAUGGCAAACUAUGUGUCUAUGGGAAGCUAUUUCCCCUAUCUGAACCUCAGUGGAGUGCUAUGGCCCAAGGAAGCAAUGCCGACUGCUUUGCGCUGGUUUAGCAUGUGCCUGCCUGGUACACUCCCCACAGAGUCUGCACGCUAUGUUCUGGAGCGAGGCUGGAGCUUUACCCAUCCUGCAGUUCUCUCUGGUUUCCUCAUCACCAUUGCAUGGAUCUUUGGCCAAUGUGCUUUCUGUGUUGGAUUCAUGACGAUGAAGAGGAAGCUGUAUUUGCAGUGAAGUUCUCUCAGUGCCACCAGUUUAUGAUCUGAAUCAGCAGUACUUUCACAGUACUCUUCAUCCGGGUCUUAUGGUUGUGCUCCUCUCCACAACACCCACUUAAACUGGAGUGGGACUUUGCCAGGCUCUGAGCACUGCACUGCUCUGUACCCUCUGAAGUGUAACAUAACUGGUGUGAUUGCUACUUUUGAUUCAUCAGGUUUUUAUGACAGAUGUGUAACACUUAAAGCAGUCUGACUCAUAGAUGUUGCACUUUCUGGUGGAUUCAAUUAUGUAUACACAUGUUAUAAAAGACACUAGAACCAUCAGUCUUGACACUUGUGCAGUUACUUCAAGAGGUUCAGACCAGCACUGAAUGUCCAGUGAAGCACUUACUGUGAUACUCUUUACUUUUUUCGUGAAUGGAAGAACAGGUACCCGUGCCAGGUGCCAGUUUGUCUGCGAUUUUUGUAUAGAAACAUGUGAAAAACUUUAUUGUUCAAAAUAUUGUUAGAUAUGAAACUCACAAUGCCAGUAUUAUGUAAGCCAUGUGCUAUGAUUUAAUGAAAGAAGUUUAUAUUACACAUUUUUUGCCACAGCAAAGCAGAAACUAUUGCAGUGUGACAUCAAGCUUUCCCUCUACUGCAGAUACAUACUGUCUAAUAGAUAAAAACUGUGUACCAAAGUGGGACUCAAACAGGACCCUUGACUCUUGUGACUGACAGUUCUGAAAAAGCUGCUACAGUGUGUUUGAGCUCCAUCCACCAAAUGGUAUUAAGCUGCCAGAAAUUUUAUUGGAGUGCAUUGUAUUGUGCUAAGUGUAUUUUUAGUGACACAUUAUUUGUUAUGUGUAUGCAACAUGCACAAAAUUUGUUCACUACCAUUGUAAUCCUGCAUCCAUAUGGUGCUACAUGUCCAUGAAAUACAUUGUCCAUUCUGUAUCACAAAAUGAUGCUUUAAUCUGCCAAAAGAAUCUGUGGUCCCGUUACAGCAAGUGUUAAGUUAAAAUUGCUGCACAGUGCAUUAGCAUAACUUUUGUCACAAUAUAUUUGCAAAUGUCGCAGGCGACGUGUGUCUUUUCUGUGUGGCUGUUUGUAUGUGUUGGCUGUGUGAUUUUUGUGUUCUUGUAUUUUCAAUAUCAUAUGUUUAAAUUUUUUUGUUCAGUCAAAAGACUUUAUUUAUGCCUAGAACAUGUGCUUGCUGUUAUAUUUCACUUCUUUACAAGCUUGCUGAACAUAGACAGAUGGUUACAUUAACAGAAAUGUGAAUUAAAUAUUUUCUUUGUGUAUUCAAAAGAUGGGAAGUUACUGCCAGAGUGAAAACCAGGACUGCAUUCUUUUUUUUAUGAUGCAUUUUGCAUCUUACAUUUUUCAAGUUUUUGAAGGCAUCUUACUUUACACAAGAAAUGUCAACUGAUACAGCAGUUUUUCACCAUUUGAAUUUAUGUUUAUAAAGUUUCAGGCUUUGGAGAAAAUAAUCUAUGAUUGACAAAAUUAAAUUACCCUCUUUGCACUGUCAGCAUAUUUGAAAAUUAAAAUUCUACAGAAAUGCAAGCUUUAUUGGUGCUCUGAUGUGAUGAAGUAUUCUCAGACUGUCACUGCCAUUUAAAGUACUACCUGUGGUACCAAUAUGAGCAGUAAGUUGAAAAAUCUUCAUCAGAUCAAAUUUUAAGUUAUUCAGAACUUGUUUUAACAAAUUACAGAUUUGUAAACAGUAGAUGAAGUUAAGAUGUAACACAUGUUUAAUAUAUCAGAUGAGUGUCUUA
This is a messenger RNA of Schistocerca cancellata (South American locust), 4054 nucleotides long. RefSeq names its product ABC transporter G family member 23-like. Gene Ontology annotation, cellular component: membrane. Bases 127 to 2310 code for a protein of 727 amino acids. NCBI's taxonomy places the organism in Eukaryota, Metazoa, Arthropoda, Insecta, Orthoptera, Acrididae. The transcript has 18 exons. Gene Ontology annotation, molecular function: ABC-type transporter activity; ATP hydrolysis activity; ATP binding. The record is from RefSeq and is a predicted model, not a curated record.